AGUAGAGCUAGUCGUCGUACUAGUGUAAAACCGUAACUCGUAUAAUUUUGUAAUAAAUCCCACAACACCGCCAUGCUGACGAUGCCAAGUUUGAGACAAAUGGCUCCGGAAUUUCACACGACUGCGGUCGUAGCCGGAGGUCUACGGGAUCUAUCUCUGAGCGACUUGCGUGGCAGAUAUGUGCUGCUGGUAUUCUAUCCGGCAGACUUUUCGUAUGUCUGCCCCACCGAGUUGCAGGCGUUCAGCGAUCGGGCUUUGGAGUUCCGCAACGUGGGCUGCGAGGUGAUGGCCUGCUCGACGGACAGCCACUUUGUGCACUGCGCCUGGAUAGCUCAGCCGCGCAAGAAGGGCGGCCUUGGGGAACUGGACAUACCCCUGCUGUCCGACAAGUCCAUGAAGAUAGCCAAGGACUAUGGCGUGCUGGAUGAGAAGACGGGCCUGGCCUUGCGGGCCACCUUCAUCAUCGAUCGCGAUGGUCUGGUGCGCCAGAUCACGGUCAACGACAAUGGCGUGGGUCGCAGUGUGGACGAGGCACUGCGUCUGGUCCAGGCAUUGCAGUUCAGCGAUGAGUUCGGUAUGGUCUGCCCUGUCAACUGGAAGAAAGGGACCAAGGGCAUGCAGCCGGACGAGUCCGGCAAGGAGGAGUAUUUCAAGAAUUCCACAUAAACAGAAACACAUAAACAAAGUCCUUAGAUAGAAAUGCCGUUCAGUUCAAUAAACCCCACCCAUAGCGAGUUUAAUAUCUUGGCACCCACACAA
Messenger RNA from Drosophila persimilis, 759 nucleotides. RefSeq names its product peroxiredoxin 1. The record is from RefSeq and is a predicted model, not a curated record. Bases 73 to 666 code for a protein of 197 amino acids. The transcript has a single exon. Gene Ontology annotation, molecular function: thioredoxin peroxidase activity. Gene Ontology annotation, biological process: removal of superoxide radicals; response to oxidative stress; cell redox homeostasis. Gene Ontology annotation, cellular component: cytosol. NCBI's taxonomy places the organism in Eukaryota, Metazoa, Arthropoda, Insecta, Diptera, Drosophilidae.